UUCAAAUUUACAGUUUCUUUUCUAUAAUUGGCUUCUUCCUUUUUUGUUAUCGUCUAUUGCUCAAUUUAAUUCUAUAGUCUCUGUUUUCUUUUUCGAUUCUACCUACUCUUUCUUCCAGUUGUCUUCUUCUACAUUCUCUUCAUUCGUCUUCUCCCCUUCUAUCUACCUUCUGUUAUUUACGCUUCUAGUUUGAUUUACGUGAGUGAUGAUGCGUCUUUGUCACGUGUGGCGGGGCAGGAGACGCAUGCGCACACUUCGCUUUCACUUUCACGCAAGGGAAGGUAUAAGAGACACGCAGCGGUCCACUCCCCUUCACUCCUUCCGCACCAGACAUCGCCACGAGACAUGUUACUUCAUAGGGUAUUGGUGGUGGCUGUGGUGGUGGCGGCGGCGGCUGCGCAGCCUCAACGGGGGCGUCAGACGCCCUUCUCCAUGGGCAUGAGGCUGCUGGAGAACCUCCGUCACGGCAUGACCUCCACGCUGCAGAACAUCUUCGGCGGCGGGGCCCCCCGCGGCAAGGAGGUACCCCCCGCCCACCAGCAGGCCCCCAAUCUGGACCCUGGUCCCCCAAUCGUGGAGAAGCCUCAGCUACGCCCCCACCAUCAGAUCCACUCCCCGCCACCCCACCAUCAGGAGUUCCACGCCGUGCCUCCCUCCCACUCUCCCUCCCAUCACCCUCCCCAUCCCCCUCCGGCCACGUCACACUUCUCCCUCCCAGCGGCUCCCCACUCUCCCCCAGAACCUCCAAAGUCUUCCUUCUCCUCCCCCGCCUCCCAAGGGGGGCAAACCUCCUUCUUCAAGGUAGUGCACGAACACGGGAGCGCCGCCCCCACUCCUAACACCCACGGCUUCUCCGGCGAGAGUUUCCACCCAGACUCCUUCCUGUCGGGGCGGCCGCCAUUCCAGGGUACCGUGGAGGAGGACCACCUAGUGAGCGUGGUACACGACGUGCCACAGCCCCUGCCGCUGCAGAACAACGACCUGCAGCAGGACUCCUUCCCGCCACACAAAACUGCCACCUCCUUUGCCUCCUUCGGGAACACCGCAAGUUUUAAACUCGGCAACCUGAAUAGGGAGCCUGACGGCCACCACCCUCCCCGCCCCCGCUCCAUUUUGCACAACCCACCUCUCCCCCAGGGCGAGGCUCCCCACCACAGCCUGCGGCAAGACAUCCAGCGGUCCGGUGACCACCCCACGGUGAUCCUGUUGUCCAACUCCCGCCUGUCCACAUCGCAGCCCGCCACGCAGGGAUCCCCGCCAGACACGCCUGCAGUCUCCCUGUCCUUCGAGGAGCAGCAGCAGCAGCAGCACCACGUGGCCAAGAAAGCAUCCGCCUCCAUUCAGGUCCAAGACCCCGGGGACUUCAGCACCGGCACUCGCGCCGCCCGCGACGCCGCAGUGGGCGACGACGCCGAAGAUACCAGCUACGAGUUUGGCUACAACGUGCUGGACGACACCUCCGGGAACCUGUUCUUCCACUCGGAGUUGCAGGAGGAAGGCGAGACGCGAGGCUCCUACAAGACCAAGCUCCCCGACGGCCGCGUCCAGACCGUCACCUACGUGGCCAAUGACCAAGGCUUCCACCCAAAGAUUACCUACGACUCGGCGCCCGCCGCCCCCGAGCAGGACCUGUAGUUCGGCGCCGACCCUGCGUGACGCCCGCGGCAGGGAGGGAGGGAGGGAGGGAGGGAGGGAGGGAAUUAUGUAAUUCCCAACACAUUCAGGGUGGAGGGGGAGGGAGGGAAGAUAUUAGUAACUUACAUAUUCAGGGUGGGGGGGAAGAAAGGGAGGGAGGGGGAGAGGAAAUGACUCCCCAUCACAUUCACCGUCAGAGAAGCGUGAGAGAAGCGUGAGUGGUGAGUGGUGAUGAGUGUGUUGUUAGUGAGUGUGUGGUGUGUGCGUGGUGUUGACGUGCGUGAGUAUCAGGCCCAGUAUAAGGUAUGUAGAUAGAAUUAGCGUGAGGCACACUCAGUAUUAGGUAACACUAGCGUGAUGGGUGGACCGGGACAGGCUCCCACUACACCCAGCAAACCAAUGACUUGUUCCUCUAAGGUUAUCAAAACAAAACAGGUAGUGGGAAAAAAAAAUACAUGUUUUUGUAUUGAAUGGCAUUGCAAUGGAAUUUUUUUUACUUUGAUCACUGUUUUAUCAUAUCACAGUUUCAGUUCACCUCCUCGCCGGCGAAGGAGCGUCUCAUUAUUGUUGCUGUUAUUGUACGUCCACUAUUAAAAGAUAAAUUGAAAAUG
Messenger RNA from Scylla paramamosain (green mud crab), 2246 nucleotides. RefSeq lists its product as uncharacterized. The coding region runs from base 346 to 1635 and encodes 429 amino acids. Gene Ontology annotation, cellular component: extracellular matrix. Lineage: Eukaryota; Metazoa; Arthropoda; Malacostraca; Decapoda; Portunidae. The transcript has 3 exons. The record is from RefSeq and is a predicted model, not a curated record.